AUGCGCGUGUUUCACCGCGCUGCGCAUGUGCUGCAGAGGCUGACGUCCGCGAGGAGCAUUCAGCGCCGGGCGGUGUCGCGUGAGGCGGUACUCGCGCGGUGGAACGCCCGUCCCGAGGACGCAGCAGCUGAGGCGGCGCCGGCGGCGGGCGGCGCUACGGGCGUCGUGGGCAAAGGGAUGAAGUUUGCAUCCGCCGUCACCGGCGGCGGCGGCGGCGGUGGUGGCAGUGGUGCGUGGGGAAAACCCCGCGCGGGUGUUGCCUCAACGAUCGCGGACGUCAGUUGGGACCUCUGCGAGCGCCUGGAUUUCUACGUGCAGUACAGCGUGCCGUCGAACUGGUGGGUGACGGAGCGGGUUGGCGAGAACAGCCUCGCGAUCCAGUGUAGGCCGCCGCCCGCCGGCCGCGGCGCGGGGCAGCCGACGGUUCAUGGCUUUUCCCUCAACUGCUUUGCCUACAGGCGGAAGGUGCAGGAGCCGGACAGCGCGAAGCUUCUGAGCCUGUUCCUGCAGCGAUUUAACGCGUCCGUGUCCAACUCCGUGGAGGUUGUGUCGCGCUCCGCCGGGCGGGCCGCCGCCGCCGCAGCAGCCGAUGCCUCCACGCGUAGUGUCAGUGAGUCCCUGGCGAGCCGAUUGGACUGCGCCGUGGCGGAGAUCACGUUUACGCCAGUCGCCGGCGAGCCCCUGGCCCACGGGCUCUGCCGCGCCUUUUACAACUCGAACCACAAGUUCCACUACGUUGUCGUGGUUGCGGUGCCGGAGGACGAGUUUGCGGUCUCGCUGGACCUCCUCACGCACGCGUUGCUGGCGGUCGUGGAGGGCCGGGUGGAAGCGGCGGCAAAACGCACAUAA
Molecule: messenger RNA, 849 nt
Organism: Trypanosoma conorhini
Lineage: Eukaryota; Euglenozoa; Kinetoplastea; Trypanosomatida; Trypanosomatidae
Exons: 1
Coding region: 1-849 (282 amino acids)
Source: RefSeq, a predicted model, not a curated record